UGUGUCGCCAACAUCCUUUAAUUUGAGCUCAGCCGCCGUGGGUUCAACAGUUUUUGGCGUGGGGAACAUUCUCGGUGUCUACAACUAGUCGGGGUGAAGUAAGGAUUUUUCACCUCUUUAGCGAGAUCUCACUCACAUCCUUGAGCUGGAUUGUUAAUCCCAAAAGGCAACUUUGAGGUUUUUCUUUUUCGAUUUCAUUUUUUCGUUCAGAGCAUCUAAAAGAAAAAAAUGGGAGCCACCAUGUCCAAGGGAGAUUUAGCUGUCGAGGGGAAAGCCGCCGCUGCAGACCCUGCGGCAGCCAAAGCCAAUGGCCAGGAGAACGGCCAUGUCAAAACCAAUGGGGACGUGUCAGCCAAGCCUGAUGGGGAAGUGGCUGCUGUAGACGGCAACGGAACAGCCGAGCCAGCCAAGGAAGGAGAGGCCGGCGCCGGAGACGCCAUUGAGCCUGCCCCUGCGACUGAUGGGGAGGCCGCUAAAACCGAGGGCGAGGCCCCCAAGGAAGGCAAGAAGAAAAAGAAGUUCUCUCUGAAGAACUCCUUCAAGUUCAAGGGUAUUUCUCUGAAGAAAAACAAGAAGGGCAGCGAGGAGGCCAAGGAGGAGGCCACCUCCCCCGCAGGCGAGGAGAAGCCUGAGGAGAAUGGCCAUACUGCCAAGGAAACCAAAGAGGAGACGCCAGCUGCCGACGCCAAAGAAGGCGAGGCAGCCGCAGCCCCUGAGGAAGAGGCCAAGGUGGCCGAGGAGGCCCCGGUCACAGAGGCUGCCCCGGUUGAGGAGGCUGCUGCCCCCGCCGCCGCUGCCGCCCCAGCUGAGGACACGACACCUGCGGCCCCCGAGGGUGACGCCAGUGCAGAGUGACUGCAGCCCAGCAACUGAACUAAUUUUCCAAGAUUAAAGUAUAUAAAUAUAUAUAAGAGACUCAUGCCACGUUCUUAAAGUUAUACAACAAAACUACAAAAGAAGAUAAAGGAUAUAUCACGUUUUGCUGAUUCAACCACCACUUCACUUGCCUUUUUAGUAGUUCUUUGACAGACGGAAUCUCACCGGGCCCUCAAAUUGAUGUAAGGCUUGUGUCGCCCCCUCAUGGUACACACAGGGACCAGCAUGUGGAUAAGGUAAUGAACUGGAUGAGGAGCGAAGCAGGAAUACUGACUUUCCCCCCCUCCCCCUAUGUAUGGAGAAGCAUUCUUUUUGACAGCGUGGCAGCCCUAUAACAUGUUUAUUUUCUCUCAUCUUUUUGGGAUCUAACGAUUGCACCGUUGCAAGAACGGGGCAUACCAUCUCCUUCACUCGAAAUGACUGUUAUAUGGACACAUGAAACCUUUCAAAUGAUCUUAUUAAUUUUUUAGAAUUCUACAUUCCUAUGUUUUACCCCCAAAUUUCAAGUAUUUUGUCAUGUAUAGAAAAAAAAAACUACGAGGGGAGGUGGGAGAAGAUCCAUGUCUGUGUGCAUUCUGGUUCUUUUCAGGCUAAAACCCCAUUCAAGCUUCUGGAGAAUUGCAGCGUUCACAUUUCAGAAUUUAUGAUGCAGGGGUUGGGAUUGUGUACAAAAUGUGAGCUUUUUAUCUGCAAACUUUCUCUGUAAAUAUGUUUUGGCCAAUGUUUUUGAUUCUUUUUAUUUUGCUAUCGUUUGAAGAUGUUCGUUUUAUUGUAACUUUUAAUAAGGGUAAAUAAAUGUUUGAUCCCCUC
Dunckerocampus dactyliophorus (ringed pipefish) is the source of this 1686-nucleotide messenger RNA. It is a transcript of the gene marcksl1a, whose product is annotated as MARCKS-like 1a. Gene Ontology annotation, biological process: actin filament organization; central nervous system development. The record is from RefSeq and is a predicted model, not a curated record. Gene Ontology annotation, molecular function: actin filament binding; calmodulin binding. Bases 229 to 855 code for a protein of 208 amino acids. The transcript has 2 exons. Gene Ontology annotation, cellular component: plasma membrane; cytoplasm. NCBI's taxonomy places the organism in Eukaryota, Metazoa, Chordata, Actinopteri, Syngnathiformes, Syngnathidae.